Messenger RNA from Psilocybe cubensis, 3855 nucleotides. RefSeq lists its product as uncharacterized. The coding region runs from base 1 to 3855 and encodes 1284 amino acids. Lineage: Eukaryota; Fungi; Basidiomycota; Agaricomycetes; Agaricales; Agrocybaceae. The transcript is spliced from 3 exons. The record is from RefSeq and is a predicted model, not a curated record.
AUGCCCCCUCGACCAGUUAUCAAAACUAGACAAGGUCGGCCAGUGUCUGCAGUAUACAUUGGAAAAGGGCCCAGUCCGAGCCUACAGGAUCUGUCCAACAAUGCGUCGGGUUACGCUAGCUUAAUCGACGGUACACCACCUACGCUCCCCGAUCUCCCUGAGCCUGCCAGCCCAGUUUCAAGUCAUGGAUCCGUUAAAUCAGGGCUGCCUUCUCCACCAGCCACAAACUCAACUGGAAGUGGGAGCACAGGAGAUCCUGCGACCAUAGCGCUCCGCCAGCGACCGCUCUCCCACCAUAGUAACAGCAGUACCAGCACAGGGGGGGCCACACCUGUGGCGCGCAGCAGUAGCAGGUCAAGCACGCGGAGUGAGGAUCGCUUGUCAGAUAUGAAGAUAGAGGAUCUCGGAGGGGUUGAGGGUGACUUUGACGACGAUUACGAUAAAGAAAAUGACAUCGACAACGAGAGCAACUUUGAUGGAGAUGAUACCGCCAGAUUGGAUAGAAGAUUGUUGGCGAAUAAAAACAUGUCGGAAAGCGACCUGAGGAAGAGUUCGAGCGAACACAUUACAGCACUGCAAAAAGUUAAAACUUUGGCACAACGGAACCGAAUGGCCCUUGACAAGCUAUCUAGGCUGGGAUCGCCUUCACCUGCCCGCUCAGGAACACCUAAUACUCGCUCUCCAGCGCCGUCCCAUUCAUCGUCAAAUUCUUCUAAACCCUCAAAUUCGAACCCACUGAGACAACCCCGCGCUCUUCCCCCAGAAGGAUUCAAGGAUCCGACUAGAUCAGGUUCAGAAACCGAGCGUGAAUCUACACAUCAUUCAAACAGCAAUAGCACUCAUUCUUCCCAGUCUACUUCGUCACGCAACCGCUCUUCGUCGUCUUCAUACCAGCAUUCACCUUCUGUAUCUUCAUCUCAACUUUCAACCACCACACCGCCUCCCCAACCACAAAGUAAUAGUUCAUAUCAUCGUCGACGGCAGGUCUCGGCGCCAACAUCGCCUAACCAGUCCCGCGUUUCUGGGGCGGGUUCGUCAGAAUCAUCGGCGUCAACAUCAAAUAUCAUGGAAAGUCCUUCCAACCGCCGCCGUAAUCGCCUGUCCGUAGCCAGUGUUUCUCAGCUCCAAUUGGCGGACUUCACGGAAGAGGAUGACGAUGAACAUGAUCUUGGUCCUAAGACUGCGACCGGCACAGCGAAGGAUCGCACGCGUGAACGUACACUAAACGAAAGAGAUCUCAUCAUCCAGAGCGCCCUUGCAGCCGCUGCUACCUCCAGGAGCAGUCCUUUGGGGAACCGGAGGCGUUCCGCUCUGCCCAAGGAGUUUAGAUCGGAUCUGGCGGAUGAAAAUUCAAGUUCGAAGCACGCCAGCGGUCGACAUAGCGCUGCCGGAAGAUACGAAAUAGACGACAAGCGUGAGAGUUGGAAAAACAAAGAACCUGUAACGCCCUUUCGUCCUACCGCCAAUGUCGGUCGAUCUUCGACAUUACGUGACACUCGCCAUAGCGGUGGCUCCAAUGGUCGAUGGUCGAGCGAUGAUUUUAGAUCAUCCGCAACAGUGCGAGAUCGUGCUAACAACUCUUCGUUGUUGAACGAAGACUCGCGGCGUGAAAGAAGACAAAGCUUGAGGGGAGGGAGCGCUGAGAGCAUUCUGGGAUGGAGUCCAGGAGGAAGGAGUCUACUGGGAGAAGGCUUACGAGCUGCGGGACUGAGCAGGAGGAAAGACGAUGAAUCGAGAGGGCCUCCUAGUGCUUCUACUGUUGGGAGUGACGUCUUCAGGGAAAGAGAGUUGUAUACAGAUAGGGAUAGGAGAGUUGAUUGGAGUCCCCAGGACAUCUUGCAAGAAGGAAGAAGGAAAGUAUUUUCUGAAAGGGAAAGGGAUAAGCAACCUGCUCGCGCCUCGACCUCCAUGGCCCAUUAUCAAUAUCGUGAUCAAGAAGACGAUACAGCAGAAGAAUCUCGUGAACGCGAAGGAGGACGAGAACUUGUCAAGAAUCGGCAUAGAAGCGAUUAUGGUUUGUCUUCUCGGGAACAUGAUAGUAGGCGGGAGCCAUCUAUAAGCCGGCGCGAACGCACCUCACUACCUGCUGAUCGCGCCGAAUCUGCGUUAGGUCGAUACCAUAAUCCACCGGUACCACAGUCGCCGGCAUUGCUCGCUGCCCAUCUUCAGGACCGACGCUCGACUUCCAGCCCCUUUGGAAGCCGAAGAUAUAGCGUCAGCCACUCAAACCUUACUUCAUCGCAAUCACAGCUGGAGCCUGCAAAAUUACUUCUCGAAAGCUUGUCCAUGUUCGAAUCCCAGUUGAACAAACUUCCACUUUCUGUGUCAACGAGUAGCACCGGGACGGGCUCUUCCCAAGUCGAGUUAUCAAGGAAUGCCCAAGGAGUCGUGUUUUCUGCCGAACGUCUGUCUGCAUUGAUGAAACAUGGUAGCACGAAGGCUUUGGAAGCACAGGUGGCGACCGAGGUUGAUUCCACCUCAAACGAUGCCAGUCUCAAGGAAAUCGCGGACAUUUGGGGCAAGGUCGCAUCUGAUUAUCGAGACGGUUCGAGAGUGGCUGAUGAACUUGUUCGUGGCCUCACUGCUCUUCUUCUUGGGAUGGGACGCGUGGUUCGAGAUUUCAGUACCACGUCUAGUGAGUAUGGUUCACCUCUGGUGCAUGGGCGCCACGCCAGCCUCGAUGAAGAUCGUCCAGAUGCUAGCAGCUCAACGUCGGGUGUUGUGGACGGCAGCAACAGUGCUGAGAGUGGGCGGCACAGUUCUGCUUCAAGGAGGAGCUGGGAACCAUUACCGCGAGAUAAAGAGAAGGAUAGAGAGGAGGCACUGAGAAGGCUUGCUGGCGGUGGCACAAGGCCGGAGAGUGUACUAGCAAGAGCAUCGCCCGCAACAUUCCAAAAGCUGAAAGAUAGGGCGAAAGGGUUGGAAGGGUCAGGGCAGUCGUCUGAAAAUAGGGAUUCUGUGCCACUGCCCAGAUCAUCUGGAUCGAUAAGGAGGUUGUUUACUCCAAGAGAGCAACGCGAAAAAAUGUUGGACGCCAGGGCUGCAAGUGUCAAUGCAGUUCUGAGAGGAGGAGCUAAUUUGGCCACUCUCGAUUCCCAAGAAACAGUGAAGGAACAACCAAAUUUUGAAUCCCCCACUCCUGCCUCGAAAACGCGACCCAGUCCUCCUCAGCGACAGAAAACUCUGACCCCUCUCUCCAUUCCUAAGCCAUUGCCUGUUCUUCCUUCUGAAACGCAAGUUCGUCGUUCUUCGGCAAGCUUGGCUGUCUCCGCGAACAGUGAUAAAUCGACUUCAUCACGUGAUAGAGAGCGAAGGAGAUCAACCCUGAGAGGAGCUGAACGCCCCUCUUUCCCUUCCAUCACCACUCCUAGUAACGCUACUACUGCUGUCACUCCUCAUACUGUGAGCAAUAGUCCCGGAAUCACUUCACCACCUCUGCCACGCACGAACUCAGAGCAAUCGACGCGCUCUCAGGUCACCUUUUCUCGUCCCAUAGCUUCUUCAGUAUCAGCAACACUGUCAGACAUUCAUCAACAACAUGAAAGAAAUAGAACCCUCUCUGCCUCGAGUUCCAGUGCCGAAGCGGGAAACAGUGUCAUUCCGGACUCCAAGAUGCCCAAUCUAUCAGCUUCGGAAAGUGAGCGCGACGUGAAACCAAAGACUCUUGGGUCGCGGACUCUCAGAGCGUCGUUGGAUGGACAACCAGCGAAGGAAGAACGAAGUCCGGUUAUAAUUCCUCGCAAUGUCAAUGUGCAUGCUGCUGAUAGAAGUGCCGCCACCACCAUUCUGCAGCAAUCUGCAGGAUCCAGUCGCGAUCGGCGAAGAACUGUUACAGACAUUUGGCCUCGCGAGUGA